UUUCAUGUGGUCCUUUGAGAAGAUCCACCGAAGCAUCGCGCACAUCUUCCAGGGGGAGCUGGUGGCCAGCUUCGACGAGGAAUUCCGGAUUUUGUUUGCACAGUCUGAACCACUCGUUCCUCCAGCCAAUGUCCUGGCGAAGGCAGAGAACACCUUUGCCAUGACUCCCUUCGGCAAUAACUUGCCUUUCUUUCCGAAAAAAGCUCCCCUGAUGUUCCAGAGGGAUGAGAAUCUUUUUCCCUCCUUUAUGGACCGGGUCGAUCCAGACCGGUACUUCCUGUCCAACUUCAGGCGCGACGACAUGCUGCGCCACACUGUUGAGGGGUCGGCCAUGCGCAUGUACAAGAAGGUGGAACUGGAGAACACGCAGCUGGAUCCCGUCCGGGGUUUCCUUCGUUCCAAGCAGUUGGAGCUGGAUGCUUUCAAGAGACACAGCUUUGCAGAGGGAACAUUGGAAAAUUUUGCCUCUUCUAAACAGUACGCCAGGCAGAUGUUCAUGAACAAUAUGGACGAGUUUAAGAUCCAGUCGAGCCAUUUUCAGAAGGAUCAGUUCUACCAGUACCAGUUUGAACACCCCCACCUUUCCGGCAGACCUCAGGGGCUCUUUGAGAGGAUCCGCGGGGGUCGGCCAGGAUUCAAUGAACUGGAAGACUAUGGAGAGGGACCCAGAUAUCCUGAGCUUGAAUCCAGUUUUCCGCAGGAGGGUUUCCCCUUAAGGCUGGAUUACGUACCUUCCAACUCCUCCAGGGAAGUGAGACACGGCUCUGACCAGCUGAACCCUGCGGGCAACGGCCCCAUGGGGAUGAUGCUAAGGCGGCAGAAUAUGGGGCAGAAGUUUAUUUGCCAGACUUCUCCCACCCAGAAACAAAGCCUGGACCAACGCCUGUUCUUACAGGACAAAGAUGAGGACCAAGAUGACGACAAGAACACACAGGAAAACCGAACAGGUUUGCGGAACUGGAGGAUUUCUUCCUACCUCAGUGCAUACCAGUCCGAACCAGAGGAAGGUCUUCCAAUGCCUAUGGAAUCAGAGGCAUAUAACGAUGUUCUUGGUGACACCCUCCCGAAGCACCCCACUGACCUCGUCCCAGCAUUCAAAUCCCCUGUGUCUUUUCAUAGCAAGUCCCUGGGAAUGGAAAGUGCCAAAGAAUUUGCAGAUCCUGACAGAGUCGGUGAGGAAAUGCCCUUGAUGAAACAGGACGCCUUCAGGACCCGAAUAAACCCUUUGAUCCAGAGGAGCUCAAGACUCAGGUCCUCGCUGAUUUUCAGUGCUGCCAAGUUAGACCAGCCCAGCACCACAAUGGAAAAGGUUCAGAUGCUCCAAAAAGAACAAACGUCCAGUGAGCUGACAAAGGACAACGAAACUAUAAAGACAGCCACCUCAUCCAAAGUGGCCGAACUUCUGGAGAAGUACAAGGCUGUGGGCAAAGACACAGAGCGCACCACAGUCCACACCAAGGCCGUGGCCAGUUAUCUACAGGAAGAAUCACAGAACACAGAGAAGAAGUGCACCAAAUCCGUGCAAUACAAGAUCCUGGAGAGUAGGGUCCUGGAAUCCAAAGACUCCUGCAGUACUUACAAAAUGCAUGGAGAGGCUGACAGACCAUUUGGAAUGGCCUCUCCAAGCCCUCAGCUCAUUGACACGUUGAGUAAAGACCCACUAGGACAUAUCAGCACUAAGCUGGACAAGUUAUCAUCCCGGUUUUACCCCAUAGAGAGUAAACCGGCUCUUCCAGAGAAGGAGAGUCUCAUAUUUGUAGGAGACACUCAGAAACUAAGAGUAGUAUUCAAAGAAGACACUCAGAAAUUGGUCAGCACAGAACUGAAGAAGCCACAGAUUAGGACAAGUGCCACGUCAGGUCUUGACAACUUGUCUAGAAGUCAGGGGUCUGACAGCUCUCUCAGCAGAUCCGAGGAAGACUGCUCCAAACCAGAGCAAAACCCAAUGGAGUUUUUAAGAAAAGGCUCACUACGGCUGAAGCAGCUCUUGAACCCCAAAGGUGACAAGAAACUGGAGGAGGAACCCGGUUCUGAGAGUGGAAAACCCGACAAGCAGGCUGUGGUGUUCAAACAGCCUUCCACAGGGGACUGUCAGGAGAUGAUGGAAGAGGAGAAAGCCCAUAAAUUUGCAAGCCCGCUUCCUCCCAGAAGCAGCCAGCCAACCCAGGGGAGAUUCCCGUCCACCACAGCCAACAUCCUGUACAGCAGCAACCUCCGCGACGACACCAAGGUGAUUCUGGAACAAAUCUCUGCCAACAGCCAGAAGAACAGAGCCGAGCUGGCCAAGCAGCUGCCCUCCACUAGCAACCCCGACCUUUCCAAGGCAACCACAAGCUUGGAGAGGAAAGGCGAGAAGGAGAAAAGCUGCAACAUCCACAGGUCCGAGAGUUUUGGGAGCCAGAAACGAAAUCUCCAGCGGCAGCCAUCCGAGGACAGAGACACCCUCCUGAAGAAAAUGGAGAACAUGCGGAAGGAGAAGCGAGUCUACAGCAGGUUUGAGGUCUUCUGCAAAAAGGACGAACAUACAGGUCAGAGUGAAGAGGAAUACGACACAGAUGCCAAGGACAAGAAGAUGGGAAAAUUCAUGCCCAAAAUCCUGGGGACCUUCAAGACCAAAAAAUGA
This is a messenger RNA of Eurypyga helias (sunbittern), 2623 nucleotides long. RefSeq names its product protein FAM83H-like. Gene Ontology annotation, biological process: positive regulation of cell migration; protein localization to cytoskeleton; intermediate filament cytoskeleton organization. The record is from RefSeq and is a predicted model, not a curated record. Gene Ontology annotation, cellular component: keratin filament. Gene Ontology annotation, molecular function: keratin filament binding. Lineage: Eukaryota; Metazoa; Chordata; Aves; Eurypygiformes; Eurypygidae.